Suncus etruscus (white-toothed pygmy shrew) is the source of this 2568-nucleotide messenger RNA. It is a transcript of the gene SAXO6, whose product is annotated as Mdm1 nuclear protein. Gene Ontology annotation, molecular function: microtubule binding. The record is from RefSeq and is a predicted model, not a curated record. Gene Ontology annotation, biological process: negative regulation of centriole replication. Lineage: Eukaryota; Metazoa; Chordata; Mammalia; Eulipotyphla; Soricidae. The transcript is spliced from 15 exons. The coding region runs from base 122 to 2284 and encodes 720 amino acids.
GACGCCGGGGCUGCGGUCUUUGCUAGGGAAACGGCUGUUGUCGCCCCGCCCCGCCCCUUGGGGGAGGGUGUUGGUCCCCCGUUAACUGUCCGAGUGGCGGGGGGCGCCAGCAUCGGGCGACAUGCCGGUGCGUUUCCAGGGGCUAAGCGAAUACCAGAGAAAUUUUCUGUGGAAAAAGUCCUAUUUGUCAGACUGUUUUAAUCCUUCUGUGGCACGGAGGCACCCAUGGGCUGGCCUUAGAUCAGAUCAGUUUGGAAUCACAAGAGAGCCAGGUUUUCUCUCCAAAAGAAAAGUCCCUUACCAAGACCCACAGAUUUCAAAAUCUUUUGAGUGGCAUGGUCCUGUGUCACAGAAAGAUGUGGUUCUCUCACCCAAACCCAAAGCUCUAGAAACAGUCAAAUCACAAGAAGAAAUACAAGAUUUCAGCAUCAACCAAGAGAGAGUUCCUGUGCUAGAAGCUUGCAGGGUUCCCAAGAGAACAAGAUCUCACUCUACGGACUCCAGAGCAGAAGAGGCUUUAGAUAUUGUCGAGGAUAAUGAGGACGAAGUGGGAAGCCAGAUGCCAGAAAAUGAAAGUGUGCAACAGAACCAUUCUAAGGAACCUCUUCCAGAAGAUGUAGAUAAUGGGGUGGACAGAGUUCUUCGGAGGAAAGCUGGAUUGACUGUGGUUCCUUCAAAUAGUGCCUUGAGACAUUCUGAAUAUCAAAGGCAAUUUGUUUGGAAGACCCCUAAAGGAAUUACUCCAGGUUUUACAGCCAAUCAGGUUUUCCACAAUAAAAGCCAAUUUAUUCCACAAUUUAAAGAUAAUCCAGUCAUCCACGAAACUGAAUAUAAGAGAAAUUUCAAGGGUUUAUCUCCAGUGAAAGAGCCAAAAUUAAGAGAUAAUUUGAAAGAGAACGAAAAAUUUGAAAUAAUAUCUCCUGAAAAGAAGUGUAAUAAAAUAGAUGACCCUUUAAAAUUAGAAGCAGAGAUGGAAUCAAAAGACCUCGAUCAGCCAAAACUGAAACUCAUUCCUUGGAGACAUCAAAGGCUUGGGAAGGUGAAUUCUGAAUAUAGAGCAAAAUUUUUGAGCCCUGCCCAGUAUUUCUAUAAAGCUGGGGCUUGGACACAUUUGAAGGAAAACAUACCAGAUCAGGGUUCUCUAAAUGUUAUGUGGUAUGCAGAGGUAAAAGAACUCCGAGAGAAAGCUGAAUUUUAUAGGAAACGAGUUCAGGGGACACAUUUUUCAAGGGACCACCUGAAUCAGAUUCUGUCUGAUAAAAACCGGUGUUGGGAUGUCUCUUCAACCACGAGCUCAGAAGGAACCAUUAGUACCAACAUUAGAGCACUAGAUCUAGCUGGGGAUCCUACAAGCCAUAAGGCUUUGCAGAAAGGCCCUUCUACAAAAUCAGAAGCAAACAGACCUCUCUUGGAAGAGCAGCCUCAGACAAAAGCUGUGGGAAAAGUGGGUGUGUCGGAUGCACCUACUGUGCCUGUGAGAAGGCGUCUAGCUUGGGAUGCAGAAAACCACAGUGAAGACACACAGAAACAGCCCAAAGAGGUGAAGCAGGAGGAGGAAAGGGAAAAGGCCAAGCAAGCUCAUCCAGAAGAGCCAGAGAAAUGGGAAGUACCUGAAAAAUACAAGACAGACAGGAUAAAAGAAGGGUCAGAUUCUUCCUCUCUGUCCUCAGAAAAAGGAGGCAGGCUUCCUACUCCAAAGCUGAGAGAACUCGAUGGGAUGCAGAGGACUCAUCAUGAUCUUACCACCCCCGCUGUUGGUGGCGCUGUUUUAGUGUCUCCAUCUAAAGUGAAACACCCAGUCCCAGAACAGAGGAAAAGACUGCCCUCUCAGAAUGCCUUAGACAUGCCAAAGAGUUUGAAAAAGAAAGAAGUUCGUGCUAUAUCCCUCCUGACUUCUCCAGCUGCUGGUAUGAAAACAGUUGAUCCCCUGCCUUUGAGGGAAGAUUCUGAAAUCGAUAUCCCCAAACUUGUAGAGACAGCUUCUUCAGUUUCAAACAUUUCAGAACAUCCUGCAAACAUACCUCAGAAGUCCCCUUCUCCUUCUCCUCCAUCCUACUGGAAUCCUGCUUGUCGAAUUCAGGGAUCUCUAAGAGACCCAGAAUUUCAGCAUAAUGUGGAAAAAGCAAGGAUGAAGCGUUUCCAGUUACCUCAGCCUGACACCUUUAAUGAAGAUGAGGACAGAUUAUCUGAGAUUUCUGCUCGUUCUGCAGCUUCUAGUCUCCAGGCCUUUCAAACUUUGGCACGAGCUCAGAAAAGGAAGGAAAAUUUCUGGGGUAAAACAUAAGUAAAUAUACAGCUUGUUGAGUUCCUUUUAUCUGGAGAAACAAUUGACAUAAUUUUCUUCAUUGCUUACUAUAUUGAGAAUUUUCAAGUAUUUAAAAUUUUUUAACUUUUUUUUUUUUUACCAAAAAUUGAUUUUAAAAAUAGUUAGGUUUUUGGAUAGCUUAUUCUUUUAUUUGAAAAAAAUUAAAUGCAAGAGUAUACCAAUUUAACUUUUAAAGAAUUCUUUUCAUAACUACUCCAAAGUAUGAAGACAUAGAUAAUACAGUUUUUCACAUGUUCUAACUU